GCUGUAAAUAGCUCAUAUUGUAAUCGCGCUUCAGUCCGGCGCGCAAGAGCAGCCUCGCUGGUGGCGUUGAGCGCGCGCUUCGGCUUUUCAGGUUCCCAGUGAUGAAUGUUGAUCAGGACAGGCCGUAUGUAUGCACUGCUCCCGGAUGCACUCAGAGUUUCCAAAGAGAAGAUCACUUAAUCAUUCACAGACACAAACAUGAGAUGACCCUCAAGUUUCCCUCCAUCAAGUGUGAGAACACACUGUCAGAUCAGACUCCGACUCCAACACGCUUUCUGAGAAACUGUGAGGAGGUGGGACUCUUCAGUGACCUGGAGCUCGAUCAGGUGACAGAAGACGAAGAGGAAGACGCCAGGCAGAACUUUGCAGUGCAGCGUUCAUCUGUUUCGAGCCAGCCUCAUGAUGAGAGCCAGCGGCAACAUCAUCAGUUCCAGCCCCAGCAGCAGCAGUGCUCCCUGGCCCAGCUCCAUGACAGCCAUCUUCACACACACACCUCUCAGUCUACAUCUCACUGCUCCAUGGCACGACCACCAACCCACAGCACUGCCAACACACAGUCAGCACCCAGCUGUCUGCACAGCCAACAGAGGCUUCCUGCAGCCUGUGCUAUGCAAGGGACAUCUACUAUGCAUAUGAACACCCAGUUAAGUAUGGACACCAACCUCAUUGGAAUACCAGGCCCCACCCAUUCUGGAUCAGGCCCUACUCACCAGAGGUCAAAGGUCAUGCCAAGCCAGACACACCCCGCAGUAUCCAAUGGGAAUCAGAACCCUGCGUAUCACACGAUGGAGAUGAUGUCAUCACAGCAGCACAGGAGGGCAGGGCUACCACUGACACACCUGGCAGCAGCGUCUCACCCUUCUUACCAGCAACACUGCCACAGCCAAUCACAGCAAAGACACGCCCACCAACAUCAAAGUCAAGAGCUGUCACCUCACAGCUGUGCCCACCACUCUCCCCCUGCACACCUGCACCCAGGCCCCGCCCAUCUGACCACCACUCACCUGACACAUCAGCCAAUACCUGCACAGAUAUCUCCGAUUCCCAAAAACGCACCCUGCUCACAGUCUCCUCCACAGAUGAGCGGAGGGAGACGCAGGCGGACGGCAGACGAUGACCCAGACGAACGCAGGCGGAAGUUUCUGGAAAGGAACAGGGCCGCAGCCUCCCGCUGCAGACAGAAGAGGAAGGUCUGGGUGAUGUCACUGGAAAAGAAGGCUGAGGAGCUCACACAUACCAACCUGCAGCUGCAGAAUGAAGUGACAUUGCUCAGGUCAGAGGUCACUCAGCUGAAGCAGAUUCUGCUGGCUCAUAAAGACUGCCCCGUCACCGCAAGACAACGGGAAACGCAUGGGGGCAGUCCAACAGGAAGUCCCAUUCAGCCACACGCUGUCCAACUCAACAGCAUCUCAACAACCAGUACCACCACAGCACACACACACCUCACCACUCACUCCCAUUCUGCCAGCUAAAUGCAAUUCUAACAUGCAUCUUUGACAACACAAAAUCUUUCUGUCCCUUUUUCAAGCCAUCAGUAAGUUUCUUCAAAGGGCUCAGAAAAGAAAUUGUGUAUUUAAAUAGAACCAAACAGUCAUUGCUUAUGUCAAAAUGAGUUCUUGUUAUAUAGACUACACUCCGUCUGUACAUUUCAUCUCCAUUAAGAAUGUCAUGUAUUAUUAAAAAAAGAGAGCUUAAAGGAAUACUCCAGCAUUUUGUAAUCUAAUGUCUACUAGAUAUGCAGCUUACAUUUGAUUAUGGUAGAUUGCUGAAGAAACUGCCCAUUGACUGUGUGUUGUGAGCCAAUGGUUUUGUGUUCUUUUAUGAAGUACAGUGAAAUUAUUGUGUGUUGCACGCAGCCAGAUUAGGCUGAAAAGCACUGGAGUAUCCUCUAAAAUGUAAUUCCACCAAUUUGUCUUCAAUUCUGGAUGAUUUAGUUGUUCAGAUCCAAAGUCCUUCAGAGUAUUUUGAUAGGAAAUUGUAGAGAAACUUACUGGUUAAUUUCUUUACAGU
Molecule: messenger RNA, 2010 nt
Organism: Colossoma macropomum (tambaqui)
Lineage: Eukaryota; Metazoa; Chordata; Actinopteri; Characiformes; Serrasalmidae
Gene: creb5a
Product: cAMP responsive element binding protein 5a
Exons: 11
Coding region: 102-1472 (456 amino acids)
Biological process (GO): regulation of transcription by RNA polymerase II
Molecular function (GO): DNA-binding transcription factor activity, RNA polymerase II-specific; cAMP response element binding
Source: RefSeq, a predicted model, not a curated record